UCACAUCGAAUCGAAGUCAGCAGAAAUAAAUUGAAGUUGCAGGUGCACAGUGUGACUGGCCAGAGCAGAAAGAAAGACAAACAACUUUCCUUUAUUAAAGAACCAUGUAUCUUCAGCCCAGAAGUGUCCUCUCUUGGAGAGUCGCAGUCCAUAGAGCAUAAACCAUACAUUGCUCAAUUUACUGACAGCUCAAAUAUGCGGACUUUAUUUCUCAGCCCCAAGCUGAGAUGGGUCUUUCUGCUCAUCCUGACUCUCUCUCCAAUUCUCUUAGUCUUCCUCUCAUUUUCAAAUACUGCCUCCUUGAAAGAUGAAUUUGAUCAGACAUCUAACGACAGAGUCCAACAGCUAGAAGAGGCGGUAGAAGAGCUUCAAAAACAACUUGUUGAAGAGAAGGACUUGGAAAAAGACUUAACAGAUACUUUAAAGAAAUAUAAGAAGAUUAUCAUCAAGAGAAGUAAAGCCCCUGCUCCGGCUCCGACCUAUGAGGGAAAGAUUCUUGACUGCCAAGAAAUUGACCGAAUUAAGAUCACACAGAAUAUUGCACAGGGUUACAGUAAAGUUGUGCAAGAAGGACAACUUGGAGAUAAGUACUAUGCAGUCAAGAGUGCAAGCUAUGAAGUGAAGAAUGUUAAAGACUGUGUGAAUAGCGGAAAAUACAAGAAACGAGAAGACUGCUUCAUUCUUGGAUCAUACCAGGUUCUUAAAGAAGCCAUGAUGCUGAGACAGCUUCAACAUCCAAACAUUGUCCGCCUCUUGGGUCUGUGUGUUCGGAGUGAGAACAGUAGUCCAUUGAUCCAUGAGAGAGGAGUGACGGUGGUGGAGGAGCUUGGUACUCCUGUACUCCUUCAUAUCUUGGGGGAAAUGAUCUUCCGUUCUAAAGUAGAGGUGUGCCUUGACUUAGCCAGGUUGUUACACUACCUAGUAGACACUCCUUUGGGUAGUGUUGCUAUAACAGACUGGAGGGAUGAGCAAUUUGUGCUUGUUGCUGGUGAGAUGAAACUAGCCGAUGUAGAUGGAUUAAACAGUAAAGAACCGCCAUGUGAUAAAGAUAUGAAGUGUCUUAUCAAUGAUUUGCCAUCCGGUUUGAAGUGUGCCCAGAAUAUGGAAUGUCCAGGCACCAAUGCUAAGACCAACCUCCUCCAUGCUCGCACUCACUUCCUUCAACCACUGCUUGGGUCAGGCAUUCCCAUAGAGUUCUUCAAACACACAUCCAAUCUUCUACAGGAUCUUGACAAAGCCAACUUAGAUGCUGAGGAUCUUGUGGAGCGACUGGAGGACUUGAUGAAGUUUAUUGAUAGCUACACUCAACCCCCACCACUUGAUAUAGCUAAAGAUUAUCAGUAUUGAUUCAAGGUUGGUGUCGUCCACUGUACGUUUAUCAUGGAACUGCCGCAGUAAGGUAUGAUGUAGCUAAAGCGAGGCUGGAAGUGGAAAGGGAAGUAGUCUGGUUCCCUUUUAUAGACUCGUUAUGCUAAUUGUUAACGGAUACAAGGAAUGAGACGGCAAUGGCAGCAUCGUGAUAAAUGUUCACUUACAGCAGUUGCAUAAUAAAUAUAUUUCUGAGCAAAAAUAUGAGUUGAAAAUCUCAACACAUAUGUUGCUGGCAAAUCUCAAUUUUUUUACAAAAUCAUAAAUAGGAACAUAUGUAUUUAAACUGUUCAUCACAACCAGCCUAUGCAAUGAAACCACUUCAGUAUGUCUCAGUAUCAAUCCAUUCACAUUAUAUUCAUGGCCAAUCAUGAUGUGUUGAACAUGAAGCUCAUUUCGUGUUUUUCUUGACAAUGCUUGCAAUUUGCUCAAUCUUUACCCACAAUGUACUACCUAAAAUGUACACAGUGUCAGUUUGUGAAUUUUGUCUUUGCAGUAGGUUACUCUGUUCUUCCAGUUGGAGUUAGAAUCAUAUAGAGAUGCCACAAAAUGCUGCAUCAGCUUUUGCAUCCAUUCCCCAUACUGCAGUGUUUUGGGGUAUGAAGCUUACAACACAGUUAGCUUCAAGCCUUACAUACAAUGUACACAGUGUCAGUUUAUGAGAGGUGUCUAAUUACAUUAUGUUACUUUGUUCAAGAUUCCAGUUUGAGUUAAAAUAUGAAGAUGCCACAAAAUGCUGCAUCAGCUUUUGCAUCCCUUCACCAUACUGCAGUGUUUUGGGGUAUGAAGCUUACAACACAGUUAGCCUCAAACCUUACACGGUACACAGUGUCAGUUUAUGAGAGGUGUCUAAUUACAAUAUGUGUUGCUUUGUUCUUCUAGUUUGAGUUAGUAAAACAAAGAUGCCGCAAAAUGCUGCAUCAGCUUUUGCACCAUUCACCAUACUGCAGUGUUUUGGGGUAAAUGAAGCUUACAUCACAAUUUGGCACAAACUAUACAGGGUCAAACAAUUAUAAGUGUAUAUUAUUUUUAAUAGUUUAUUUUUGCUGUAUGAAAACCUAAAAAUUCUUUUAUUCCCACCAAGUGAUGUAUAUUUCCAGAAUGCUUUAAAAUUUACUAAUUUGUUGUAUUCAUUUUGAAAACUACACUGCCAUAUUUUACUUGGUUCGAAACCCAUGAGGGCUUCAUUGUAGUCUGGUAUCUAGGAUAGAUAGCAUGAGCAAAUUGCCCAGUAGAGGCAUGGAGGUGGUAGAGGCAAGUACAUAGACAUCCCAUAGUUGUUAUGAUGUUAGUUUGGACAUUAAAGUGUAGAUUGUGGACUUUGUGUGUGUCAUAGUUGAUGACAACAUCAAUGUCUUGUAUGGAUACACACUAUGAACUAAAGGCCUGAGAUUUGGGUCUUGAAAGGGCGGUUGCAGCGAAGUUGUUUUUCUAUUUUUCUAUUCAGUGCAUCCCGGUGAGGUAAUGUACUUUUCUACUUCAAAGGGCACCAAGGGAUUGACCAGGGGGCAAAGAGCCAAUUGCUUCUGUUGCUCUGAGAAGUAUCAGGCCUGAACUUGACCCUUGACCCUUAGCCAUAACAGUCAAGACCAUUUAUGAUGACCUAUUACACAUCCACAUUAAUAAUAGAAUAUUUCAAGGUGAUUUAUUAUUUUGUUUAAAAAAAGCAAAUUAAGUUCUUCAUUUCAACCUAAAUCAUGAACAGCCAAAAUACUGAAAACUAAACCUGAGGUGUGGGAAUUUUAAUCAUAUAAUUUGGAACAGUGGAACAGAAAUAUUCACAUCAUUAAUUAAACUUGUAGGCCAAUUACAUACUAAUAAAUGGCAUUGGCAAGCACAACAUAAAGCAAAGGGGCCAUACACGAAGUUGUUGAGCUGUUAUUUUUUUUUAUUCUUGAUUUUGUUGGGCAAUUACAAUACAAAAUCUAUAAUGUCUCAUAUGCCCAAUGUAGUGUCUUGCGCGCCAGGAAGUGCCCUGGAUUGCACCAAGUCACUCAUUUGUAAACAAAGUGUCACAGUCUACAAUAUAUAGAGUCUUAAAUAAAGCUAGAUAAAAUAAAAGAAAACUACUAGAUUAGCAGCUUCUUUCAGUUUAUAAGAUAAUGUUAUCAUGCAAACCCUUAAAAGAAUAUGCAACAAUGUUUCCAUAAUAAAUCAUUCAUAAAUCAAUGUAGAGGUGAUUAACAUGAUGUGUUUCGAUUUUUAGAGAAUUCUUUAUAAAAAUUAUUUUGAAAUAAGGCUAUAACAAAUUUUAUAAAACAGAUCAUAUUUUAUCAAUUAACCACAGAUCAGUGCCAAAUAAUCUGCCCAUGCUUUGUACAGUUUUUUUUAAUAACAACAUUUUAAGGAAUCAAAUAUUAUAAUUAAUAACAUCAUUAACUUCGUAUUUGCAAAAAUUGAUUUGGUUUAAUUUAAUUGUUGGUUUGGAUGCACUGUUAUUACUUUUUACAUUUUGUGAAUUCAUUUUAUGAAGACUGCAGCUUCGUUUUUUAUUUUAUUUGAUUGAUGUUGGUAUAAAGAUAUAUUAUUAUUAUUAUUCAUAAAUUUAACUUUGAACGCAAUGCACUUACAGUUUUAUUAGUCGAUGUUUUCAAUACUUUUUACAUUUUAUUCUUUUUCAAGUUAUGUUAUGAACCAUUGAAGUUUUUUUAACUAAACUUUGUUUUGUUGUAUGUGUUUGUUUUGUAUUCACUUUGCAGUUGUUCACCCACCUACCCUUGCUAUACUAAUCAUAUCAUUGGUCAAAUAUCUAAUCAUUUAUUGUGUUACGUAAAGGCACUGGACACCUGCAUUAAAUAACAAACCUGUGAAACUUUUACUCAAUUGGUAAUCAAAGUUGCAAGGGAAUAAUAAAAGCUCUGUGUGUUUUCGGAUGCAUGAUAAAAGGCUUCAGCUGCAGUCUUUUUUUUAUUUGUUUGAGAAAUUACCUCAUUCUCAAAAACUAUGCGCAAUGU
Molecule: messenger RNA, 4322 nt
Organism: Asterias rubens (European starfish)
Lineage: Eukaryota; Metazoa; Echinodermata; Asteroidea; Forcipulatida; Asteriidae
Product: extracellular tyrosine-protein kinase PKDCC-like
Exons: 5
Coding region: 196-1347 (383 amino acids)
Biological process (GO): protein phosphorylation
Molecular function (GO): non-membrane spanning protein tyrosine kinase activity; ATP binding
Source: RefSeq, a predicted model, not a curated record